ACACACAUAUAUAUAAAUAUAUAAAGAGAGAUACACAUUCACACACACACACAUACUUGCAAAUCUACAAAACAGGGACAAGACGACAGACUUCCAGUCCCCCCCAAAAAAGUGGGGACACACACACCGGCCAGGUACAGUACACACCCCGUGUGUGUGUGAGACGCAGAGACGCAGCCGGACACAUCCCUCCUCAAGUGUGUGUGUGUGUGUGAGUGUGAGCGGUGGUCAACAUGCAGGUGUCGUUCGCCUGCACGGAACACAACCUGAAGAGCCGCAGUGAGGACCGGCUCUGCGGCCUCAGGACCGCCCCGCCACCAGGGGGCAGCAGUGGCUCGGGCGGAGGGGGUUCGGGGGGCGGGUCAGCCUUAGAGCGGGGUGGCCAGUCGGGCAACGGAAGCUACAACACCCAAAGCACAGUCAAGCCCCGAGAGGGGGCGGGGUCACGGCUCGCCGGCCAUAGCCACGCCCACAUGAAGGAAGCCAUCGGUCGCCAUAGCAACAUGAAGUACAGAAACCUGGGGAAAUCAGGUCUACGUGUGUCUUGUUUGGGCCUCGGGACGUGGGUGACCUUUGGUUCUCAGAUAUCAGAUGAGAUGGCGGAGAAUCUGAUGACUAUAGCGUACGAGAACGGAGUGAACCUGUUCGACACUGCAGAGGUUUACGCCUCGGGCAGGGCUGAGAUCACUCUGGGUAAUAUUAUUAAGAAGAAAGGCUGGAGGAGAUCCAGUUUUGUAGUAACCACUAAGAUCUACUGGGGUGGACAGGCGGAGACAGAGAGAGGCCUGUCCAGAAAACACAUUAUUGAAGGUCUUCGAGGAUCUUUGUCCAGACUCCAGUUGGAUUAUGUAGACAUCGUCUUCGCCAAUCGUAAUGACGUCAACAGUCCAAUGGAAGAGGUGGUCCGGGCGAUGACGUUUGUGAUAAAUCAGGGCAUGGCCAUGUACUGGGGGACGUCUCGUUGGAGUGCUAUGGAGAUAAUGGAGGCGUACUCAGUAGCGCGGCAGUUUAAUCUGAUCCCCCCGGUGUGUGAACAGGCCGAGUACCAUUACUUCCAGAGGGAUAAAGUGGAGGUUCAACUGCCCGAACUUUACCACAAAAUCGGUGUUGGAGCGAUGACCUGGUCUCCGUUAGCGUGUGGGCUGAUCACAGGGAAAUACAGCGAUGGCGUUCCUGAAUGUUCUAGAGCUGCAAUGAAAGGUUAUCAGUGGUUAAAGGAGAGAGUGUAUAGUGAAGAGGGCCGCAGACAGCUGGCCAAAAUCAAAGAGCUCCACCUGCUGGCCGACAGGCUGGGCUGCACUGCUGCACAACUCGCCAUCGCGUGGUGUUUACGCAGUGAAGGCGUUAGUUCUGUUUUAUUGGGCGUCUCAAACACAGAUCAGCUUCUGGAGAACCUGGGUGCUCUAAGGGUGCUCUCUCAGAUGACUCCUCAGACGGUCGGCGAGAUGGACGCUCUGCUGGGAAACAAGCCGCACUCCAAGAAAGAGUCGCGUGCAUGAAGAAGGAAGAACCUGCGACGGGAAACGAGUGCGGAAAACGAGUGAUGAACGCCGAGCGUGGGCUGGAAGAAAAGAUGCAGAAAAGACGGACGGAUGAGAAAAGGAGUGCUUUCGCUUCCUUCCCUGUGUACUCCAUCUCCCUGCAUGGCUCCUGCUAAAAUAUCGGGCUUCCAGAAACAGAUCCAGCACCAAAACCCAUUCCAGACCAGAACCAGACCCUUUAUCCUGGACCAGAACUGGACUAGAACUUAAUUAUUUUAUAACCCAGACCAGAACUGGACCUAACUAAACCUAAACCAGAACCAGACCCUUUAUCCUGGACCAGAACUGGACUUAACUAAACCUAAACCAGAACCAGACCCUUUAUCCUGGACCAGAACUGAACUUACUAAUCCAGAACCAGAACCUUUAUCCCGGACCAGAACUGGACUAGAACUUAAUUACUUUAUAACCCAUACCAGAACCGGACUUAAGUAAAACCAGAACCAGAUCCAGACCCUUUAUCCUGGACCAGAACUGAACUUACUAAUCCAGAACCAGACCCUUUAUCCCGGACCAGAACUGGACUGGAACUAAAUCAUUUUAUAACCCAUACUGGAACUGGACUUACUAGACAAGAAAUAAGCAAGAACCAAACUCCUCUAUCCUGGACCAGAACUGAACUUACUAAUCCAGAACCAGACCCUCUAUCCUGGACCAGAACUAAACUAUGACUGAACCCGUCUAACUCUGACUAGAACCAACCCAGAACCAAACACAAAUCCAGAAAGAGGAACUAGAACUAGAAUCAAACUCAUUCAACUCAGAACCAUUCCUUCCCCAUAAUGGAUUCAAACUGGACCCAAUCAGUCCAGGCCAUAACUGCAUCCUUUUAACCCAGAACACUUUUACCCUGGACCAAAACUGUAAUACUGGACCAUUUAACACAAAUCAGCCAACUGAAGCUCUUCAACCCAGACCAGAACUGGACCUAUUUCACCCGGAUCAGUACUGGACCCCUUCAGCCAAGACCGGAACUGGACCUCUUCAACCAAGGCCAGAACUGAAUCAUUAUAUCCUGGACCAAAACUGACGACCCAUUGUACACGUACCAGUAAUGGACACAUUCAAUCCAGAUCAGAACUGGACCCCUUCAACCCAGACUAGUAUUGCACACCAUUCAACUCGGACCAGAACUGGACACUUUAAUCCUGGACUGUAACGUUACGGAAUCCCUUCAACCAAAACCGACGACUUAUUGAACCUGUACCCUUUUAACCUGUACCAGUACUGGACACAUUCAAUCCAGACCAAACUGGACCCAUUUAACCCGAACCAGAACUGGACCACUUCAACCAAGAACAGAACUGGGGCCAUUUAACCAAUACCAGAAAUACCUGAAUUAUUUUAUCUUGGGUCAAAACUGAAGACCCAUUGAACCCAGACCAGAACUGGACCUCUUCAACCCAGACCAGAACUGGACCCUUUUAACCCAGACCAGAACUGGACACCUUUAGCAAAGUGAAACAUCUUCAACCCAGACCAGAACUGGACCAACUUUAACUCAGACCAGAACUGGAGCUUUACAACCCAGACCAGAACUGGACCCCUUUAACAAAGUGAAACCUCUUCAACCAAGACCAGAACUGAAUCAUUUUAUCCUGGACCAAAACUGACAACCUAUUGAACCAGAACUGGACCCCUUUAACCCGGACCAAAACUGGACCUCUUCAACUAAGACCAGAACUGCACCCAUUCAACACCACCCAGUGCUAUAUCUAGAACUAGAUCCAUUGUAACUUGGAAAGACACCCCGACCUGUUCACACUGGUUCAGAACCGAGCCGGUACUGGACCCGGACCAGUGCUGGACCAGAACCAGACCCCCUCUGCAUCACUAGCCCUGCUUUUUAUAAUAUAUACCUACUAACUAACCAACACACAGACUUACUCUGAACGCUACGAGAACACGGAGACUCUGAACCACGGCUGUUCUCUCGGUAUACAACUCGCCCAGAGAGAGAGAGAGAGAGAGAGAACGAAAGAAAAAAAUAACGAACGAGAGAGAGAGAGGAUAAAAGAGAGAGAGAGAGAGAGUGAAAGAGUGUGAGAGCAUCAGGUUUCUGUCUUCCAGGAGAAACACUUAACGGAGGAAGAUGGAGGGAGAUGAAAAAAAAAAGACUAGAUUUUUCUCCCAGAAUGCUGUGUGGCGGGCUUUAGGUGUGUGUGUGUGUGUGUGUGUACUACUGGGUCGCUGCUGUUCACUGCCAAUGAAGUAAACAGACACAAAAGCAGCAAAACAGCUCUGAGUGUGUGUGUGUUAGAGGAGUAUGAGUGUGUGUGAUGAGUGUGUGUGACGAGUGUGUGUGUGAUAAGUGUGUGUGUGUGUGUGUGUGUCUUCCUACAUCUUCCUCCCUCUCGUCUGUGUCGCCCUGUACGACUCAAACUGUGCGCAUGUCCCUUUAAGAGAGUCCCCACUGCCCAGUUAGAGGGAUAUAAGUGUGUGUUAUAAGUGUGUGUGUAUGUAAAUGUGUGUGUGUGUGUGUGUGUUUGAUCGCUGAUCCACAUCCUCGGCCUUGUCUUUUGCACUAAGCCGGCCGGGUCUCAGAAGCUGGAAGGUAAACGUGACCGGAGGACUGUGCUCGCAUCGCUGUGUGUGACGGACAUUUCCUGCGUCAAUGACAAUGAAGAGGACUUCCACGGAGUGUGUGUGUGUGUGUGUACACGAGGACGGAUGAGGACAUUUUACACUUCAAAUGGACACAAAUUAGCUCUCCUACUUUAGAACCUGUAGAACCUCCUAGCCUCCUGCUAGCGUCGCCACCCAGCAGCGCAGAGGACCUUAAAAAGCGAAAGUUUGGCAAAAAAAUAUACAUCCAUAAACAUACACAAGAUUCCCACCAAAAAAAAACACAGAUUUCAUCGUUAAAAGCAAGCACAGCUUUUAAGAAGUUUUAGAACUGGAGCUUCGCUAAGUCAUGCUAAGAAGAGUCGGAGCAUGAAUUUCUCGAUUGACGAAAUUGUUGGAGACGUUCCUGAAAAGUUUUCCACCAAAAAAAUCACAGAUUUCCUGGUUAAAAGGAAGCACAGCUUUGGUGUCAGAAGUUCACUUCUUUGGUUUUCGCACUGGAGCUUCGCUGAGUCAUGCUAAGAAUAGAUUGUAGAGACAUUCUAGCAAUCAGUAAUCUUUCACCAGGAGGUACACUACCCAAAGUACCGUAUUUUUCAGAUUAUAAUGCGCAAUAUCAAUUAACUUCUAUUUUCAUACAUGAUACGCACUAGAUUAUAAAGGAGCGUUAAUCGUGAGUAAGGGUCUCGCCAUGCUUUCCUUCUAAUGGGAGCUGGGGGAAGCGCCUAAGUAAACAAAAUUGUAAUUCUUUAAAAAAGAUAUAUUUUAAAGUCAUUGUGCUGGAUGUUGACCUACACUAAGGAUUUAUAUUCUGAAAACAGUUUAUUUGGGUGAGUAAAGUGCUUCUGUUUAUUUACAGUAAGCUUAGAUUCCCAUUUUUUUGUCUAAGGGUGAGUUUUUAGUUAAGAUAUUCCUGCACUUAGGCUGGGUGCAUUAGCAUUAGCCGCUAGCCUCAGCGCGAGCGGGACGUAAAUGCUGCACGAUAACGCUACACUGAGCUCAGCUAGCGGUUCUGCCCAUGUAGGUUGUUUUAACAAAAAACGCAAAGUACUGUCUAAUAUACUCGCUUCUGAGCGGCGAAAGAGCUAGCGCUGUGGUUAGUGGCUGGUGCUAAUACUGCUCCAGCCUUAGUGCUGGAGAAACUUCACUAAAAACAACUCACCCUUAUAACACUCUGUUCUUCACUGGUUUAUAAGGCACACUAUAGAUUUUUGGGAAAACGAAGAAUUUUAAGUGCACCUUAGUGCAAAAAAUAUGGUAGUCUCUUAGUCUUUUGCGCCCUCUUGUGGUAAAAGCCAAAAUAUAAUGAGAUCUCUCUUUAUUUCCAUAUAUCAGUGACCUGAUGAGCUUUUGUCAAUCUUGGCAUUCAAUUCAAGUCCGAAUUCCACUAGAAAGUCUCCAGCAAAAGCAGAAUAAUCUCUUUUUAAUACACUUUUAACGUCCCAAUACUUUUGCGAACUCAGCUCCAGUGCAAAACCUAAAAGAAGCAAUUUCGUUAUUGGCUGAUUAGCGGAGGAACUGUUUCAGCAGGACAGCGGUGGCGCCCAUAAUCGUAUGGAGUAUUUUCGUACUUCGUCCAAAUGUGCGAACAGACAGGAAGGCCUUAUUUGCGGACUCUGAGUAAUCAGACGUCAGAGAUCAGGGAGGACUGUGGGAGUGUAUGUCUUUGCACACAGCGUAUGGACGUUUGCAGUGCGGACGUUUGAUGGAUUUCGUCUUCAAGAUGUUGGGACUUAAUUUGCUAAAUUAAUUCAACUCUUCGUUCCGUAUUCAGACGAAACUGUGCCAGAAUACGGAAAGAAAACCAAGCUGGAAUUAGGGUUGCAUGAUAUGAGCUGAAAUACUGGGAGAGCAAUAUAUUAUAAGCACAUUAUAAAUCAGUAAUAUUGUUAGUUUACGCAAAUGAUUCCCAUUUAUUGGAUUAUAUGAAUGCUUUCAUUCAUUAAAACACCCAGAGAAAUGCACAGAGGCUUGUGAUUGGUCAAAAAGAUAACCAGAUAACUGGCCUCAUUUGCAUAUUGCUACAGUGUUUUUUUACAACAUAUCGUGCAGCCCUAACAUCAUGAAAGCCCUACAUCAAUACUGGUUUAUGGCCAGUUAUAAUACAAUAAUAAGGUUAAUUUAGAAAAUUUUAGAUUUUUUUAUUGUUCUGUUUUAGCUCCAAACACACCUGAGCCAGGUAAACAAUCACUAGAUCAGGUGUGUCGAGGAGUUCUAGACGACUGUUCUGAGUUGUAAUAAACUAAAAAGUAAUGUUUGUUUGUAAAAGUUGAUCUUUUAUGCUAAUCUCAGAUCAGCUCACUUGCUUAUGCAUAAAAAGAUCCAUCCUGUAGCUCCGCCCCCUCAGUGUAUAACAUCACAAUACCUACAUUUAGAGUGUUUAAAAAAUAAAUAAAUAAAUAUAUAUAUAUAUAUAUUCACCCUAAUAAUGAGAGACUGUAGCUCCACCCCCUCAGUCUAUAUCACAAUACCUACAUUUACAGUGUUAUUAAUAUGCAUCAUUAUUGUUAUAUAAAAUAAUAAAAUAGUUAGUAAAUAAGUAAUUAGUAUAAACUUAUCUAUACUAAUGGUACAUUCAAUUUUACAAAAAGUUUAAAAUUCCCAUUUAUUGGAUUAUAUGAAUGCCUUUAAAUGCCAACAAAACACCAUAAAAUUUAUGUGACAUCUGAUUGGUCAAAAAGCCCUGAUAACUGGACUUAUUUGCAGUGGGAGGGGCUAAGUUCUGUUUCAUUGGCUUGUUGAGGUUUCAAUUAGUGUUAUGUGCAACAAAACAUAAAAAAACAUGUCUUUUGUAAGGGUUAAAAUGAAAGUAGCACUCAUAUCCCCCAUAUAUAAUAGUUUGUUUGUCUAAUUUUAAACCUAAAAUAUUUUAUUUCAUCUGAUUAAUACACACAUACCUCCUGGAAACUCUCCUCAAUUUAAAAAAAAAUAAUUAAGUAUUUAUUUCUUUAUUAUUCAAUGCACAGUAAAUGAGCUGAUCUGAGUUUAGUAUCAAUGCACAAUGUCUAGCACAGGAUGCCAAUACAGUUUUAAAGCUAACUGGUUGAUAAAAACCCUUUAUUCAUGUUUUUAGCAGCAAACGACGUCCAUAAAUAACCUUUAUAUCUUGAGUUGGUUACAGGAUGUUGUUUUGGGUUCUGUCCGACUCUGAAAUGCUGUAAUGAGAGGAUGGGAAUGUUCUGAGACUCUGAACGACUGGACUUCAUGAUGUUUGUAUGCUAAUGUGUGUGUUGUUAGCGGAAGGAUGAGCUAAAGCAGUGUACAUACACAUUUAGAGCACAGACCUCCUCAGUAACUCUGCCUGUAUCUGUUCUAUUUUAUUGUCUUGCACCGAGAAAAAGAAAGAGAAAAAAAAACAAUCAGCCCUGUACUGAAUGUAUCUGCCUGCCUUUAAAAUGUCUGAAGAAA
This is a messenger RNA of Astyanax mexicanus (Mexican tetra), 7514 nucleotides long. Its product is annotated as voltage-gated potassium channel subunit beta-3. Gene Ontology annotation, molecular function: transmembrane transporter binding; voltage-gated potassium channel activity; potassium channel regulator activity. Gene Ontology annotation, biological process: regulation of potassium ion transmembrane transport; transmembrane transport; potassium ion transport. The record is from RefSeq and is a predicted model, not a curated record. The transcript is spliced from 14 exons. Lineage: Eukaryota; Metazoa; Chordata; Actinopteri; Characiformes; Acestrorhamphidae. The coding region runs from base 234 to 1499 and encodes 421 amino acids. Gene Ontology annotation, cellular component: cytoplasm; voltage-gated potassium channel complex; membrane.